AGCAGCUUCCCGGUCCUCCUCCCACUGCACAACACUCCGACACAAUGGGGCUGUAAUGUCAGCGACGGGCGAGAUUUGAGCAUCUUCUCAAGAGUACUGAAUCUGUGUAUGGAUUUAAUGAUGAUGAAGAAGAAGAAAUUCAAGUUCAAGGUGGAUUUCGAGCUGGACGAGCUCUCGUCGGUCCCCUUUGUGAACGGUGUCCUCUUCUGUAAAGUCCGGCUGCUGGACGGCGGGUUCUCAGAGGAGUCAUCUCGCGAGUCAGUGCAUGCCAACAGUGUCCGAUGGAGGAAACGGUUCUCGUUCCCCUGCAAGAUGAGUGCCAAUGCAGGGACGGGUGUACUGGACCCUUGUGUGUGCCGUGUGUCUGUCAGAAAGGAGCUGAAAGGUGGAAAAGCAUUUGCAAAGCUUGGUUUUGCAGAUCUGAAUUUAGCAGAGUUUGCUGGCUCAGGGAAUACAACCCGCAGAUGUCUGCUGGAAGGCUACGAUACCAAAAAUACUCGCCAGGAUAACUCCAUUCUCAAGGUCAUCAUCAGUACACAGCUCAUGUCAGGAGAUCCCUGUUUUAAAACGCCCCCCUCCACAGCCACAGUGAUCGGGAUCCAGGGCGAUGGAGAGAGCCUGCUGGAGGAGAGGAGAGGAGGCGACUCACAGAAAGGAUUUUCUGCUGAGAGUCGAGAAGGGAAGUGUCCUGUUGUUUCUGAUGAUCUCGGCGGUUGUGGCCACUCCCGAACAUCCAGCUACGCCAGCCAACAGUCCAAACUCUCAGGAUACAGCACAGGUCACUCCCGCUCCUCCAGCAUGUCAGAGUUCAGCCACCGGAGAAACCAUUCAGUGGGCAGCGCCUCGACGGGCAUCGGCAGCAUCCCAGAGCCAAGCGACGACCGAGAGUCCAGACCCUGUCCAGCUCUACCUGAACACCCAGUCCCCCCCGCCACCACUAGCAACCCAACAGGUACACCUGUACGGAGCGCCUCGUCCUGUGAACGCCUCAACAGACACCCUGUGAAGCAGGACUCCAUGGAGUCUCAGUUGAAGAGAAUGGACGACACACGGGUGGACGCUGACGAUGUUGUGGAAAAGAUUCUCCAGAGUCAAGACUUCACACCGAGCCUACUAGACUCCAGUGCUGAAGAGGAAGGCUUGCGUCUGUUUGUCGGCCCUGGGGGAAGCACGGCGCUGGGAAGCCAUCACCUCCCCACCAGGGUUGGUGCUGGAGCGUACGAGCAGGUGGUGAUAAAGCGUUAAGACCUGCAGCCUCAAAGAUGUGGAUUCAAACCAAUUACAUCCAAAAAACUUGAGGCAAGCCUGUGUCAAUAUCAAUCUGCAUUCCUACAGCGCACCUGAUCACCAUGAACGGUUGACUUGACAACAGUGCCCUCCUGUGUUCAUAUCUCUUUUUUGACACUGUAGCUCCCCGAGCAAGAGGUAAACUACAAAAUUAACAUGUAACAAAAACUGUCCACGCCUCAUUUUCUAGGUGUUUCUAGAAUUGUCUUUUUGAGGUCACACUUUAUCAGUGAGCAUUCAAACCAAAUUCAUUUUGAACAUUUAGGAAGUAGAAGUUAUUUGUGUCCUUUUGAAGACACCAGGACAGGUUCCAUGUGUGCAUCAUAAGCAUGGCACUGAAAUUCACACUGAAGAGGAGUAUGCAAUGCGCUUUCAAUACAUUCCUUUAGUCUCUCAGUGUUUGUUUUAGGCUUGCUUUUCAAAUAGGGUGUUUAUUUUUAAUGUGCACCCUAUAAGCUGCUUACAAGUCGUAGUUGUUGGCACUCUGAUAGCAGUUUUGUAAGUUGAGAAUAUUUUACUACAAAAGACGAGGCAUCAGCUAUUUGGCGUGUGUGUGUGUGUGUGUGUGUGUGUGUGUGUGUGUGUGUGUGUGUGUGUGUGUGUGUGUGUGUGUGUGUGUGUGUGUGUGUGUGUGUGUGUGUGUGUGUGUGUGUGUGUGUGUGUGUGUGUGUGUGUGUGUGUGUGUGUGUGUGUGUGUGUGUGUGUGUGUGUGUGUAUAUAAGAAUUUGCUGAGAAACAUUAGAAUUAGUUUGCUGAGCAUUAUUUUGGUAAAUCCUGCAGAAAUAAUCUGCCCUACAAAGGCAAACGCAGAAUCAAUAUAUUUGUUCAGAACUUAGGUUUUGAAAUGUAGAUCCCAGGGCAAGAACUGACAGUAAUUCAGUGUCUUGAACUCUCUCAGCAGAUCUUAUGUUAUUAAGCUACCUUAAAAAUCACAUAUUUAAAUGAUUUCCCUAUAAAUAUAUUACAUACCAUACAAAAAUACCUUUAUCUUAUAUAAUCUAAAGACUAUAAACAUUUAAAACAAAUAUUUUCGUAAACUAACAAGAAAAGGACAAUAGAGCUGAAACAACACAUUGUGGUGGUACAAACGGUUUUCCUCUCGACAUUCCCUGAAGAUUAUCCAAACACUGAGUGCAAUAUCUGUUUUCACCUUUCCCCUUUUGUUGUAUUAUCUUAAUCCUAUGGCAACUAAUUUUAUUGGUCAUAUAAUCUGCCUUAAUUGUUAAAAUGAAGGUAUUACAACUGUUGUUUGUUAUGCAGUUUGCCUUCUCAAGUGACAGCUGUCUGCCUUUGUAGGGCUGUAAAUAGAGAGCAUAAAAAGGGGCUUCUAUGAUAAAAAUGACUAUAAAAAGGGCAUAUGCUGUAUCUAAGGCCCAGCUUUUUUGCUAUGUGUCUAAUGUGUAACUGCUUAGCAAGUUAACCACAUCUUUCUGAGCUGGCCUGUUGACCAGGAAGCUACCAUCUGUGAACAAAUGAAAGAUCCUGUGACGUACUAACGAUUCAACCUGUGUGUAACUGACGCAUAUUGUAAUUUGUAUCACUCAAGGAUUGUACAGAGAAAGAUUGUAAAGUGAAGGACUAGUUCAGUAAUCCACUGCCAUGAAGAAAAUAUUCAACAGCACCUGUAUUUAGAAGAAAAAACACAAAUAAUUUAUGUGUAUCUUUACCUCAGAACAUCUGAACUGUAAGAUUUGACAACAGUCCGAUUAACCAACGCAAUCAAUACAUUAGUGCUACGGACAAAAAUAUUAUCAAAUAGAAAUCUACUGAAAAUGUAACGCACGUUCCAGCCUAAUAGGAGAUUAGGUGCAUAACGUAUUCAGUUGAUAAGCAAAUUAGCCAAAGUACGCAACACACUGUUAUAUCUGGACCCUGUCAGCCCUAUGCAUAAUGAGAAUAUUAGCCGCUUUAUAACUCGUGAUAACAGACCGUACAGUAUCUGUAAUCUUCUGUCUCCCGUCAUAAGCCAUAGUAGAGUUGGGAUACUUCCUCUUCUAGAUAAACUCUAUACUUGUUAUAUCAAUAUCCGCACAAGCAUCAUCAGUGUAUGGUGUUUUAACUAUACGUCAGUGUUCUGUUUUUACGUUGGUGUGUUCUGCAUGAUUAAGACGUCCUUUUGUUGGCUUGCAGAACUUGACACAUAUUCAUGUUUGUCCUAAUUUGAUGUCGUGCCAUCUUUUAAAUCUGAAUAUUAAACACAAGGAAGGAACCAUUUUGCUUGCCUAUUUAGCAUGUAGGAGCACAUUUUGUUCUCAUGACUUCAAGUUAAAAGCAGAUAGCUGCACAGUGUAUGAUGUAACCGAAAAUGCAUUUUUCUCAUUUUGUGUUUUUCAUUUUUGGCAUGGUGUAAAUGUCCCAUGUUGAAAAUCUCAUCUGAAAUAAAUAUUUUUAUUUUGAGUCCUUAAUUGCUGAUAUUGUGCCAUAUAUUUUGCUAAAUAUUGUAUUGUUUAGAAAAAAAAAUGUUCUCACUACAUAAGACAGUGUUAAGUUUAUGAUUUAUGGUUACCAAAUAUCAACCAUUGGAAAACAUUUUUUAGAUAAAAUAUAUAUUUGUUUUACCUGUGAUUAUCAGGUUUCGUUAUCUUGGUACCUAACAUGUUGUUACAGACAUGGUUUCUUCUCUUCUGUGAAGUUGUUGUCUAUAUAAAACUGUAACCUGUAUUUUCCUGUAAAGUGGUGUUCUGCGAUGUUACGACACUGUCCAGUGUUUCCUGUUACAGACGUGUGCUUUUGACCAACAUUUGCUUCCUAUACGAGUAUAGCCUACUGGAUGCUUCAAAUGUGUACAUGGUACUGUUGAAUAAAACUGUUAAAAACC
Messenger RNA from Eleginops maclovinus (Patagonian blennie), 4105 nucleotides. It is a transcript of the gene eeig2b, whose product is annotated as family with sequence similarity 102 member Bb. The record is from RefSeq and is a predicted model, not a curated record. Lineage: Eukaryota; Metazoa; Chordata; Actinopteri; Perciformes; Eleginopidae. The transcript has 11 exons. The coding region runs from base 109 to 1245 and encodes 378 amino acids.